Pseudoliparis swirei is the source of this 4244-nucleotide messenger RNA. RefSeq names its product missing oocyte, meiosis regulator, homolog (Drosophila) (gene mios). Gene Ontology annotation, cellular component: cytoplasm. Gene Ontology annotation, biological process: cellular response to amino acid starvation; positive regulation of TORC1 signaling. Gene Ontology annotation, molecular function: protein binding. The record is from RefSeq and is a predicted model, not a curated record. Lineage: Eukaryota; Metazoa; Chordata; Actinopteri; Perciformes; Liparidae.
CACAACAAUCAGAGGAGCUCGGAGUGUCCCCUCUGCUCGACAUGUGCCCGACAAAUCGCGAUUCCCCGGCUCAUUUAAACUCUGCACGUGUGUUUGAGGAGGCCGGUUCCGUCGAGCCCCGUCCAGCCGAGUGAUGAGCGGCUCCAAGCCGGACAUCCUGUGGUCGCCCCACCACCCGGACCGCUACGUGAUCUGUGACUCUGAGCUGGGCCUGUACCGCAUCGGGCCCGCGGGCGGCUCAGAGACCAAGGCCGGCGCUCUCCCGCUCUCCGAAAAAACCGCCGCCACUCUGCUCGCCAUCAACUCCGACACCCCUUACAUGAAAUGCGUGGCCUGGUACCCGAAGGCCGAGCCGGAGUGUCUGCUCGCCGUGGGCCAGGCCAACGGCAGAGUGGUGCUCGCCGGCCUGGGCCCGAGCCACGACACCGCGUGCAAAGAGCUGGUGGGGAAGGAGUUCGUGCCCAAGCACGCCCGGCAAUGCAACACUUUAGCCUGGAACCCGGUGGACAGCAACCUGCUGGCCGCCGGCUUGGACAAGCACCGAGCCGACUUCUCCGUCCUCAUCUGGGACAUCAGCAGCAAGUUCGCCCCGGAGGCCGCCGUCGCCGCCGAGAAGAUCCGCCUCCCGUUCGCGGAGUUGGACUCGAGCGCGGUGGUGACCAAGCCGCUGUACGAGUUGGGCCAGAACGACGCCUGCCUGUCCCUCUGCUGGCUGCUCCGGGACCCCAAGCUGCUGUUGGCCGGCAUGCACCGGAACCUCGCCAUCUUUGACCUGAGGAACACCAGCCAGAAGACAUUCGUCAACACCAAGGCCGUCCAGGGCGUGACGGUCGACCCGCACGUCCACGACCGCGUGGCGUCUUUCUUCGAGGGCCAGGUGGCCAUCUGGGAUCUGAGGAAGUUUGAGAAGCCCGUGCUCACGCUCACCGAGCAGCCCAAGCCGCUCACGAAGGUGGCUUGGUGCCCCACCCGUAACGGCCUGCUGGCCACGCUGACGCGCGACAGCAACAUCAUCCGCCUGUACGACAUGCAGCACACGUCCACGCCCAUCGGCGACGAGGCGGAGCCCACCAUCAUCGAGCGCAGCGUGCAGCCCUGCGAGAGCCAGAUCGGCAGCUUCGCCUGGCACCCGUCCUCCCAGAACCGCAUGGUGGUGGUGUCGGCGGCCAACCGGGUCAUGACCGACUUCACCGUGUUCGAGCGCAUCUCGCUCGCCUGGGGCUCCACCACCUCGCUCAUGUGGGCGUGCGGACGCCACCUGUACGACUGCUCCGAGGACGGAGCGGAGGGAGCGCAGGGCGCCAUCGAGAGAGACAUCGCCACCAAGAUGAGCCAGAGGGCCCAGUCCAGGUACGGCCACGACACCGUCCAGGUGUGGAGGAACCACCUGCUGGCGGGCGGGAAGGACUCCCAGCUCAAGUGUCUGUGGUUUGAUCUGUUUUAUAUGAAGCAGUGUGCGGACGACGCGGAGCUGAAGCUGCAGGGGAACAAAGAGGCCGUGGUCUACUCCGGUAUCAAGAACAUCGUGAAGACCAGCUCGGGCACAACGGAGAGCCACAAGUGCUGGAGCGGUUCGGACCGGCAGUCCGACGUGCCGCGGUACCACAGCGAGGAGCGCUGCCUCGCCCUGCGGCUCUGCGGCUGGAUCAGCCGCGGGCCCGACAUCGACGUGGAGGUCUUCCUGCGAUCGCUGGAGCACGAGCGCGAGUGGGAGCGGGCGGCCGCCGUGGCGCUGUUCAACCUGGACAUCCGGCGGGCCAUCCAGAUCCUCAACAAGGGAGCCACCGUUGACGAGGGCGACCUGAACCUGAACGUGGUUGCCAUGGCGCUGUCCGGCUACACCGACGAGAAGUUCCUGUGGAGGGAGAUGUGCAGCUCUCUGCGGCUGCAGCUGAAGAACCCCUACCUCUGCGUCAUGUUCGCCUUCCUCACCAGCGAUACCGGAGCCUACGACGGCGUGCUGUUUGAGAGCAGCGUUGCCGUGCGUGACCGCGUCGCCUUCGCCUGCAUGUUUCUCAGCGACGCCCAGCUGCCUCGCUACAUCGACAAACUGACCAACGAGAUGAAGGAGGCGGGGAACCUGGAGGGCAUCCUGCUGACCGGUCUGACCAAAGAUGGCGUGGACCUCAUGGAGAGCUACGUGGACCGCACCGGGGACGUCCAGACGGCCAGCUUCUGCAUGCUGAAGGGUUCCCCGGGCGACGCGCUGAAAGAUCCCCGAGUGCAGUGCUGGAUCGAAAACUACCGCAACCUGCUGGACGCCUGGCGGUUCUGGCACACGCGGGCCGAGUUCGACAUCCACCGGGGGAAGCAGGACCCCAGCUCCAAGCCCCUGGCCCAGGUGUUUGUGAGCUGCAACUUCUGCGGCAAGUCCAUCUCCUACAGCUGCUCGGCGAUGCCCCACCAGGGCCGCGGCUUCAGCCAGUACGGCGUCAGCGGCUCGCCCACCAAGUCGAAGGUCACCAGCUGCCCCGGCUGCAGGAAGCCGCUGCCGCGCUGCGCGCUCUGCCUCAUGAACAUGGGCACGCCCGUCUCCAACUGCCCAGUGACGGGGAAGUCGGAGGAGAAGGGGGACCUGACGAGGGAGAACAAGCUCGCUCAGUUCAACAACUGGUUCACCUGGUGUCACAACUGUCGCCACGGCGGCCACGCCGGACACAUGCUCAGCUGGUUCAGAGACCACACGGAGUGCCCAGUGUCUGCGUGCACGUGUAAAUGCAUGCAGCUGGACACCACGGGCAACCUGGUGCCUUCCGACGGCAGCUAAACGGGAGACGCUCGUCGGGAAGCGAAGCCAGGAGCGGCGACCAGCCAGAAGCCCCCCCGGUGCACGCCGCGGACAAAGGGAGGCCAGCAGCAGCAGCAGCGUCCUUCUCCCGACGCGGCUGCUUGAAGAGAGCGACACACAAGCUUAAGAUGUAGUCUCGUGAAGUUAAUGUUAUAACGGAGCCCUGUGAGAAGAAGGCAGACGGUGUGUGUGUGUGUUAAAAAUAACUGAAUCAAUGAUGGGAAAAAAAGGGAGCAAAUGCAAACUCUACUGCUCCGCUAAUGUAAUACAAGAGGCUCGGCUUUAAUCGGCCUCUUCCCAUCUAACCUGAAUCAGGCUUUCUAGUUUUAUUGUGACCUAUUAACACAAAAAUGUCCACUCACACAUCGGGUUGUAAAGCUUGUUAUCGCAGGUGCCAAUGUGUGUAUAUUUUUCGGGCUUGUGUCUUAACACGCUAUUUAACGUGCUGUGUUUUGUCUUACGAAAAGGAUCUUCACAUACCUCGUGGAAGUAUUGUUUUGGGCAGGAAGGGAGGGAGGGUGAUGGAGUGGAGCGCACAAUAACCACACUCUUGCUCUCUUCGUGUUCCUCUGUGCCACUCUUCAUCUGGCAUUGUGUGUGCGUGUGUGCGAGGGCUUCCAGUGUUGAAGGGGUGGAUGAGGAAUUGGAGACGGGGGUGCGAUGGGUGAUGAGGAGCGAGAGGCGGGAGGCUUUCGUCUGUAUGCACCAGCCCACUCCAGGCCUGUGGUCCAUGAAAGAAGCUCGCCAGAAAACAGCAGCUGCUCGGCACUCUGACAAGACCCUCCAGAUUGUUCCCCUCAUAAAGAACCUCAGCUGCCGGAACACUAUUGACUCAAAGAGGAGGGCGAGAGAACACACAGCCUGAGCCCCCCCCCCCCCUUUACACCCUCCGACAUACACAGACUUGCCCUCUUUUUCUUUCUCCCUCUGCGGUGCCCAAAUUGCAACCCCAAAAAACUAUGCAUACCUCACAUCAAUCCAAGGAUGGGCGCCGUCUUUGGGGUAAGGGGGGGGGGCCGGCCGGCCGUGUGUAAGCCGCAUUGUAAAUGUUUUUUUCUCUCUUUCGCUGCCACUCUCCCCGCGCUGUCACUAACCCAGGGAGGCAUUGUAAGUGAGAGGCGGCCUGCACCAGAGCUGGCUAAAUCACUUAGUCAUGGAGGGAGGAGGAGGAGGUGGAGGAGGAGGAUUUGGGGGAGGGGGGGCCACAGGAGCUACUGUAUGCCGCUUUCACCAGGAUCUCUACCCGGUGGGAGGUUUCAUAGGCCUGCGUGCCCUUUUGUGAACUAUUUUGGAGUGGAGCUGACAAAUUGGCGAGCCAUGUAGCGUCCCGAAAAGUACAGGGUGGCUGGAAUUUCAUCCUUUCAGUGUUUCUUGUCUUGUUUUUGCCCCUUUAAAAAAAAUAAAGUCCGAAUGACAAAUUGGAGCACUGCUGAAUGGGGUGUUUUCCAUAAGGUUA